Nanorana parkeri is the source of this 2629-nucleotide messenger RNA. It is a transcript of the gene CNNM2, whose product is annotated as cyclin and CBS domain divalent metal cation transport mediator 2. The coding region runs from base 1 to 2376 and encodes 791 amino acids. The record is from RefSeq and is a predicted model, not a curated record. Gene Ontology annotation, cellular component: plasma membrane. Gene Ontology annotation, molecular function: magnesium ion transmembrane transporter activity. The transcript has 9 exons. Gene Ontology annotation, biological process: magnesium ion homeostasis; transport. Lineage: Eukaryota; Metazoa; Chordata; Amphibia; Anura; Dicroglossidae.
AUGCAGGGCCAAUAUUCCUGCACUGUAUGUGAGGAUACUGAUGGACCACCUACACCCCGGAAAGAGAAGAUUUUGGUGCCGGCUGCCAGGGGGGAGCAGGGAUCUGCGCUGCGGGUGAGCGAGCGGACCCGGGUCAAGCUGCGAGUGUACGGGCAGAACAUCGACAACGAGACGUGGUCCAAGAUCGCCUUCACCGAGCACCCGCCGCCUUGGGACGGGGAGCAGGACUCGCCCUCCGAGAGCUUCCACCCGUGCGGCAUCCGCACCUCCGACAUCCUGGUCCAGCCGCACAUCGAGGUGAGCCGCAGCAGCUCCGGCAUCAUCCAGAUCGUCAUCAAGCCGCUGCGCAAGACGGAGAAGAGCAAGGCGUACUACCUGUGCACGUCCGUGUCCUCCCCGCCGCCCAGCCCCGGCGGAGCCGCCCACUCGCAGCCCUGGACUGAGACCACCUGGGUGUACCAUGUCGGGGAUGACACCCGGGUGAUCGUGGUGGAGGAGAAGAAGUUCCUGCUCCCCUUCUGGCUGCAGGUCAUCUUCAUCGCGCUCCUCCUCUGCUUGUCCGGCAUGUUCAGUGGGCUUAACCUGGGCCUCAUGGCGCUGGACCCCAUGGAGCUCCGCAUCGUGCAGAACUGUGGAACCGACAAGGAGAAGAACUACGCCAAGCGCAUCGAGCCUGUCCGCCGCCAGGGUAACUACCUGCUGUGCUCCCUGCUGCUGGGCAACGUGCUGGUCAACACUACCCUGACCAUCCUGCUGGACGACAUCGCCGGCUCGGGGCUGGUGGCCGUGGUCAUUUCCACCAUCGGCAUUGUCAUCUUCGGUGAGAUCGUGCCGCAGGCCAUCUGCUCCCGCCACGGUUUGGCCGUCGGCGCCAACACCAUCUUCCUGACUAAGUUCUUCAUGAUGAUGACCUUUCCGGCCUCCUACCCCGUCAGCAAGCUGCUGGAUUGCGUGCUCGGCCAGGAGAUCGGCACCGUCUACAACCGGGAGAAACUGCUGGAGAUGCUGCGGGUCACCGACCCCUACAAUGACCUGGUCAAGGAGGAGCUGAACAUCAUCCAGGGGGCCCUGGAGCUGCGCACCAAGACGGUGGAAGACGUGAUGACCCCGCUGCGGGACUGCUUCAUGAUGGCCGGUGACGCCAUGCUGGACUUCAACUCCAUGUCCGAGAUCAUGGAGAGCGGCUACACCCGCAUCCCCAUCCACGAGGGCGACCGCUCCAACAUCGUUGACCUGCUCUUUGUCAAGGACCUGGCCUUUGUCGACCCCGACGACUGCACGCCGCUCAAGACCAUCACCAAGUUCUACAACCACCCCCUGCAUUUUGUCUUCAACGACACCAAGUUGGAUGCCAUGCUGGAAGAGUUCAAAAAAGGUAAAUCUCACUUGGCGAUUGUACAGAGGGUGAACAAUGAAGGAGAAGGGGACCCGUUUUAUGAGGUGCUCGGAAUUGUUACCCUGGAAGAUGUUAUUGAAGAAAUUAUCAAAUCUGAAAUCCUAGAUGAGACCGAUUUAUACACUGAUAACAGGACGAAAAAGAGAAUAACACACCGAGAGAGGAAGCAAGAUUUCUCCGCUUUUAAGCAAACCGAUAACGAAAUGAAGGUUAAAAUAUCACCACAGCUUCUCUUGGCUAUGCACCGUUUCUUAGCAACAGAAGUGGAUGCCUUUAGCCCAUGUCAGAUGUCUGAGAAGAUUCUUCUGAGGCUGCUUAAACAUCCCAAUGUCAUCCAGGAACUUAAAUUUGAUGAUAGGAACAAGAAGUCUCCUGAAUACUACCUCUACCAGCGCAAUAAGCCGGUGGAUUACUUUGUGCUUGUUUUACAGGGGAAAGUAGAAGUGGAAGCGGGGAAGGAAGGGAUGAAAUUUGAAGCCGGUGCCUUUUCCUACUAUGGCGUGAUGUCACUCACUGCAUCUCCAGUUCCUCUCUCCCUGUCUCGUACCUUUGUUGUCAGCAGAACAGAAUCGCUAGCUGGUUCUCCAGCGGAGAAUAAAUCACCACCUCGCCCCUGUGGAUUAAAUCAUUCGGACUCUCUAAAUAGAGGUGACCGAAUUGAUGCAGUCACACCAACGCUGGGGAGCAGUAACAACCAGCUAAAUGCGUCAUUCUUACAAGUGUACAUCCCAGAUUACUCUGUGAGAGCCGUAACAGACCUGCAGUUUGUCAAGAUCACAAGGCAGCAGUACCAAAAUGCCCUCAUGGCUUCUCGAAUGGACAAAACUCCACAAUCCUCAGACAGUGAAAACACUAAAAUUGAAAUGACUCUAACUGAGCUACAUGACGGUUUAGCCGACGAAACGGCCAUUCUGCUCAAUGAACAGAACUGUGUUUCACACAAGUCCAAUCACAGUAUGCACAAUGAAGGGCCGAUCUGAGCCAACGUCACACAGCUUGCUAAAAUUCAGGACUAUCUUCACUCCAUUCUCCAGCUUCACUCCUGGAUUGUCUGUGCGACUGAAAAGGUGUCUGGUGUGUGCACCUGCCACGUACCAUCCAGCAUUCUGAGACCAAAGAUUCUGAGCCCAGCGGUGACAGGACCCGAAGAGUUUAACACUAGAGCGUGACCGAUGUUUAGAAGAGAAAAAAAAACCGUAAUAAGUAAGAGAUCAAGAUUUCAUGUAUGAGACC